This is a messenger RNA of Cheilinus undulatus (humphead wrasse), 1441 nucleotides long. RefSeq lists its product as uncharacterized. The transcript has 8 exons. The record is from RefSeq and is a predicted model, not a curated record. The coding region runs from base 95 to 1141 and encodes 348 amino acids. Gene Ontology annotation, cellular component: tRNA-splicing ligase complex. NCBI's taxonomy places the organism in Eukaryota, Metazoa, Chordata, Actinopteri, Labriformes, Labridae.
AUGUUUUAAAAACACUGUUGGACUUUCAUCGGGUGGGUAGAGCUACAGCUGUGGGCAGAUGUAGUUUUAUGAUUGAUAUAUAAUUACAAAGACAAUGGAGAGGAGAGCAGGGACAGUUUCGGCGAUUAAAGCGUUAGGGUACCCUGGUGGCUCGUGCCUCUCACGGUGUCAAUGUGAUGAACUUCCUUGUCCUCUGCUAACCUGGCUGGCCGCAGAGCUGAGGAGCCUUUGUCCAGAACUGCAAGAGUUAAACCAGACAGGUGACAUCUUACUAGUGGGAGAGCUGAGAAAUUUACUAUCAAACAUGUCGCCUCCCCUUACUCUCCUUAACUCAGAGGUGCUUGGACCAUCCAUCCUCAACAAAGUCACUGAGUUUCUUGUAUCAGAGUUGCAAGCAGCUCGCAUAAUCAUAUAUAAGGAAUCAAAUGCUGAAGAGAAAACAACAGAAGAGGAGUCUGAAAAGGAGCAGCGAGUUGUUGAUUGCAGCUGUAAACUUGCUGAGAUUUGCCAAGAAAAUGUGGAUGAUGAUGUUUCAGAUGAAAGGAAGGCAGAGAUGCAGGCAGAGUGGAUUUUCCUGCUGCGUGCACUCGACUUGGAUGCAUCCUCUCCACUCACAGAUGUGUUAAAAGAGGUAGAGUCAAGGCUCGCUCGCCUUCCAUGUGGGGAUAUGACAAAUCCACUUCUCAACACGAGCCUCAGCCCUGAGCAGUGGGAACAAGUUAAAAAGAUCAAUGACGUCCUGUCAGAGGACUAUCAGUGUCGACGGCAAAUGAUGAUUAAACGUUUUCAGGUGACACUGGAGUCGUUUGCAUGGGGAGAAAAACAAAAGCAGCGCAGUGAAGCUCUGGCAUCAGUACCUCCUCUUUCAUCGCUUGCUGGCUCCUCCAGAGUUUCUUUGUCCCAUUUGAUUGCUUCGCGAGAAGAUCAGUCCGUUAUUGAGUCAAUUAAAGCUGGACAAAGCACCACUGUUUAUAAGACAUUGAUGGGCAGUGUACCAGACAGAGGAGGACGACCAGGUGAAAUUGAGCCACCAAUGCCAGCCUGGGAAGGUAGAAGAACCCAAGGAAACAGAUCAGGACGAGGUGGACACCAUCAACGGCGUAAAUUUCCAGAUAAGAAGAAAAAAGGGAAAAAAGAAUAAGUUUUGCUUUCUCUUUACUUUAGAAUUUAAAUAUCUUUGGAGUGCUUAUCCUUUUCAGUUGGGCACAAGUAUCUUGUGUUAACUUCAAAUCUUGUCUUUAUUUAAAUUAUUAUGAGAUGCAACAUGGCUGUUAAAUGCUACAUAUGAUUUUAUACCUAAAAUGUACAUUUUCUGUAAUGUACUGGUAUACGAUGAGACAUUUUUGUUUACUGAAAAGGAGAAAAAAUAUAUUUUUGAAUGGUGCUUUUGGCCGUAUAUACAUGUCGGUUUACUCAAGAAUAAACAUAAGAAACAUGGGGA